This is a messenger RNA of Orcinus orca (killer whale), 455 nucleotides long. RefSeq names its product 60S ribosomal protein L35a. Gene Ontology annotation, cellular component: ribosome; cytosolic large ribosomal subunit. The record is from RefSeq and is a predicted model, not a curated record. Lineage: Eukaryota; Metazoa; Chordata; Mammalia; Artiodactyla; Delphinidae. Gene Ontology annotation, molecular function: structural constituent of ribosome. The coding region runs from base 69 to 401 and encodes 110 amino acids. The transcript has a single exon. Gene Ontology annotation, biological process: ribosomal large subunit biogenesis; cytoplasmic translation.
UUUUUUUUUUUCAGCCAUCUUGGACCCUGAGGAGGCCUGCUGGGAACAGGACUUCUAAAACGACAAAUAUGUCUGGAAGGCUGUGGUCCAAGGCCAUUUUUGCUGGCUAUAAGCGGGGUCUACGGAACCAGAGGGAGCACACAGCUCUCCUGAAAAUUGAAGGUGUAUAUGCUCGAGAUGAAACUGAAUUCUAUCUAGGCAAGAGAUGUGCUUACGUGUACAAAGCAAAGAACAAUACAGUAACUCCUGGUGGAAAACCUAACAAAACCAGAGUAAUCUGGGGAAAGAUAACUCGUGCUCAUGGAAACAGUGGCAUGGUUCGUGCCAAAUUCCGAAGCAACCUUCCUGCUAAGGCCAUUGGACACAGAAUCCGUGUGAUGCUGUACCCUUCAAGGAUUUAAACUUACUGAAAAGUAAAUAAAUAAAAGUGUGGAUUUGUUAAAAAAAAAAAAAAA